This is a messenger RNA of Acanthocheilonema viteae, 2148 nucleotides long. NCBI's taxonomy places the organism in Eukaryota, Metazoa, Nematoda, Chromadorea, Rhabditida, Onchocercidae. The record is from the annotation of a GenBank genome assembly.
AUGAUAAAUUUGAUACGAAGUAAAUCGCCAGAUCGAUUAUCCCGAUCAAUAUCUACCAUUUCGUCCAUUGAUCAAUGUAUCGAGAAUUCGAGACAAGAAGUAAAUGAAGUGAAAGCGAAGAAGGAAUCCAAUUUGUUGAAUAUUUUACGGUUCGCACGUGAUGAAUGGCUUUUGUUAUUUUUUGGAUUACUUUUUGCGAUUCUAAAAGGAUUUAUAUUUCCUAUUUUUUCGAUUAUCUAUGGAGCUAUGUUUCAGGUAAAUCUUCGAGUGCAAAAACUUCAGGCGUUAACGAAAGCAACUGCUGAGCAACGGUUGCACGAAGCUUUAACGAAUGCCAUAAAUUUCAUAAUACUUGGCAUCAGUUGCGGAUUUGUGACAUUUUUAGCAAGCUAUCUGUUUGCUCUUCCCGGCGAAUUGCUUACCAAACGAUUACGCAUUACGCUAUUCACUAAUAUUAUCAGUCAGGAUGGCGAAUACUUUGAUUUAUUGGAACAUGUAUCGGGUAAUUUAAUUACAAGAUUAGCUACCGAUAUAUCAAAUAUUCGUGCUGCAAUUGAUCACAGACUUGCAGAUGUAUUUCAAACGAUAAUUUCCAUAAUAGUUAGUAUUGGUGUUGCAUUCUAUUAUGGUCCUAAAAUAGCACCAAUAGGUAUUUUAACAACCACAACACUGGUGCUUUUUCAAAUAAUCAUUACACAGUAUCUGAAGAAACGAUCAGAAAUGGAUGAAAUGCUAACUUAUGGAUCAUUUCAACUCGCCACAGAAGCAUUGAAGUAUCAUAAAACGGUCCAAUAUUUAACAUGUGAAAGGUAUUUCUGUGAUGAGUUUAAUCAACAAAUGCGAAAAUUACAUAGCACAAAAUUGUAUCGUGGCAUUAUUCAAGCUUUCGCUUUUGCACUUCAUUCAUGCUUUAAUUUUUUUAAUUUUGCUGCAGCAUACCGUUACGGUUUAUGGCUUAUAGAGAUUGGAAAUGCUAAUCCAUUUCAAGUAUUUCAGGUAAUUGAAACAUUGAAUGUGGCAUCAAUGAGCGUUUCAGCUAUCGGAGCUUAUUUUCCAGAAUAUAUACGGGCAUGUUUGAGUGCUAGUUUAAUCUUUAAAAUGCUUGCUGAAAAACCGAAAAUUAGCAGUUUAUCAGAAGGUGGAAAGAAAGAAGUACUACAAGGUAAUGUGAAACUUAAAGAUAUACGAUUUGCAUAUCCGGUAAAUCGAAAAUGUUUGGUACUAAAAGGACUCACAAUGGAAGCAUUGAAAGGUAAAACGAUAGCUUUGGUUGGUUCAAGUGGAUGCGGUAAAUCAACCGUUAUUCAACUAAUUGAGCGAUUUUACGAUCCAUUCAAUGGUACAAUUAUGGUAGUUGAUCGAUCUAUUAGAUCAUGGCCUGAUGGAUUGGGUUUGGAUUCGUUAUUUAGGUCUUGGACUAGAAUGUUUGUUCCAGACACUGUUGACUUUGAUAUAAUGAGAAACUGCAUGACCCCAGGGUCAGAUAGUGUCAUGUUGGGGAAGGAAGAAGCACAGAGGACAAAGGGUAUUGUUAAAUUACUUGUUAGCUACAUUGGUUCACACAAUGACAAAGAACAGUUAAAGGACAAGGGCGUUUAUAAGAUGUAUGACGAUAGCGAUGUACGACAUUUGAAUCUUUACAAUGUUCGAAAUCAAAUAGCUUUAGUAAGCCAAGAGCCAAUCCUGUUCAAUUAUUCAGUUCGUGAAAAUAUUGCUUAUGGCUUAAUUAAUGUUUGUCAAAGACAAAUUGAGGAAGCUGCAAAACAAGCUAAUGCUCAUAAUUUCAUAAUGGAAAUGAAGAAUGGUUAUGAUACAAUUGUUGGUGAAAGUGGUGGUCAAUUAUCCGGUGGUCAAAAACAAUGUAUUGCUAUUGCACGAGCUAUAAUUCGGAAUCCAGCAGUACUUUUGUUGGACGAAGCGACCAGUGCUUUAGAUGCUGAGAGCGAAAAAGUGGUGCAAGAAGCCUUAGAAAGAGCUUGUAAGGGUCGGACGUGCAUUAUCAUAGCACAUCGUUUAUCGAGCAUUCAGAAUUCGGAUCAAAUUCUGGUAAUGAACGAUGGCGCUAUAGUCGAAUUUGGUACUCAUCAAGAGUUAUUACAUCGAAAAGGUCUGUAUGCUAAUUUGAUUGAAAUGGAAAAUCUUCGAUAA